This is a messenger RNA of Morchella sextelata, 3426 nucleotides long. RefSeq lists its product as uncharacterized. The transcript has 3 exons. NCBI's taxonomy places the organism in Eukaryota, Fungi, Ascomycota, Pezizomycetes, Pezizales, Morchellaceae. Bases 1 to 3426 code for a protein of 1141 amino acids. The record is from RefSeq and is a predicted model, not a curated record. Gene Ontology annotation, molecular function: nucleic acid binding. Gene Ontology annotation, biological process: DNA integration.
AUGAAAAGAAAAAGGCAGGAAGGGAGAGCGUCCCAACCGGAGAAAAAACAGAAAAUUUUGGAGGAACCUAUUCAUGGUCCUCGACCUAUCGUUAAUCAGUUCCUUUGUUUUGCGGAAAAAUGUUUACCUUGUAAGGUGUUAUUGGAUACUGGUGCAACUGGUCCUGUUUUGUCUGCUGUUUUUGUUGAUAAUUUUGAGGUCCCGAAGGUGAAACGAGACGUCCGGGCCCGGGUAUUUGGAUUUACGGGAGAAGUUAUGAAGGGCACGGGACACGCCUUUACACAACCAUUAAUUAUAAUGUCAAGGGGGCAUCAAACACAGCUAUCAUUCGAGAUCGCCCCUCUCCCGGUUGGCAUCGAUGCAAUACUACCGAAUUGGUGGUUGAAAGAACACAAGCCGGUUAUAAGGUCAAACGGGGAAGUCUCCUACGAUGGUGAGAACUGUAAGAGUCGAUGCUUCACUGACAAGGAACCUCAAAUAGAAAUGGACGAGGGUGUAUUGGACGAUCCGGAGGCCCAAUUCAUCGGUAGCAUUUGUCUUUUGGAAGAUGAAUCGGUUAACCUCCGCGAAACUCUUCCCUCUUGGCUCCAUGGGUUCCUUAAAGUCUUCCUACCGUCGGAAGCCGACAAAUUACCACCGCAUCGAUCCUACGACCAUGCGAUAGAUCUUGAACCAGGUAAACAGCCACCGUGGGGACCCGUCUACUCCCUAUCCGAAGUCGAGCUGAAGGUGCUUCGGGAGUACCUGGACAAAAUGUUGCGAUUGGGAAAGAUUAGGCUGAGCAAAUCCCCGGCAGGAGCCCCAAUCCUAUUUGUGAAGAAGAAGGACGGUAGUCUACGACUUUGCGUUGACUACCGCGCGGUUAUCUUCUCGAAGAUUGACCUGAAGGAAGGUUACAACCUCAUCAGGAUCAAAGACGGCGACGAGUGGAAGACAGCAUUCCGUACGCGGUACGGACAUUUUGAGUACCUCGUCAUGCCUUUUGGGCUGGCAAAUGCGCCGGCGACCUUCCAGAAUAUGAUGAAUGAUGCGCUGAGGGAAUUCUUGGAUCAAGGUGUAGUAGUCGGCAAAGUUCUUGGUAGGCUACAAGAAUACAAUCUAGUCGCCAACCCGAAGAAAUCGUUCUUCGAGCUCACCGAAAUCGAGUUCCUCGGAUACAUCCUUGCCCCAGCAGGCGUCACCAUGGCACUGGAUAAGGUUAUGUCUGUUACGAAUUGGCAAGCCCCGCGUAGCGUUAAGGAAGUACAAAUCUUCAUGGGCUUUGCCAACUUCUACAGAAGGUUUAUCCACAAUUUCUCCGGGGUCUGUAAACCCAUUACCGAUUGUCUCAGGGGUGAUGCUAAGAACUUUGUCUGGUCUAUGACGGCCCAAGCAGCCUUCGAAAAACUCAAAACCCUGUUUACGUCUGCGCCGAUCUUGGUACACUUCUCUCCAGAUCGCCAGACUAUCGUGGAAACGGACGCAAGUGAUUUUGCUAUCGCCGCAAUUCUAUCCCAGGUUAUUGACGGAAAGACUCACCCUGUUGCCUUUUAUUCUCGAAAGCUUAACCCAGCGGAACUCAACUACGACGUGUGGGAUAAGGAGAUGCUAGGAAUUGUGUCAGCCUUCAAGCAAUGGCGUCACUACCUCGAAGGACCUAGCCGAACGGUUCUCGUCUACACAGAUCAUAAGAACUUGGAAUAUUUCUCGACAACCAAGGUUCUUAACCGACGACAGGCAAGAUGGGCUGAGUCUUUGGCGGAAUUUGAUUUCAAGAUUAUUUACCGCCCGGGAACCAAAAAUGGGAAGGCAGAUGCACUAUCGCGACGGCCGGAGUACCGUCCUGAAGGGGGAGGCACGCUUGGGAAACAGCCGAUAGACAGGUUCUUUAAGCCCGGACAGUUGGCGGAGGAAGAGUUUGUGGUAUCAGCGGUGUCGCUUGCCUCCAAGGGGGUGAUUGACUGGUCUAAGAACUUUCUGGAUCAUGUCAGGCAGGCGGCAUCGGGAGACCCGACAUGGGUAGGAUUGAAAGAGAGAGUUGAGCAAGGGGAGAAGCUGGGGGAAUUGAAGGAUAUUGCUGAGAAAGACGGGCUACUCUUCUAUAAGAACCGACUCUACAUUCCGGCAGACGACCGCAUCAAGAUCCGAAUUGCACAGUCAGAACACGAUUCGAAGGUGGCAGGACACUUUGGACAAGAUAAAACUUUGGAACUUAUCACGCGCAACUUCUAUUGGCCAAAAAUGAACGAGUGGAUUGAUGAUUACGUUCGGUCAUGUGACGAGUGCCAGCGCAAUAAACCCAGCCGCCACAAGAAAUACGGUGCGCUUCUUCCACUGUCCACACCACACUCUGUCUGGCAAUCAAUAUCAAUGGACUUCGUCGUGCAGUUACCGGAAUCAAAAGGAUAUAACCAAAUCUGGGUAGUAGUCGAUAGGUUCUCGAAGAUGUCGCACUUCAUCCCCCUAGUAGCAGAAACGACCGCGCAGGAUUUAGCAAAGAUAUUCCUCGGUCAAAUCUGGCGACUCCAUGGACUGCCUCUCGACAUAGUUUCCGACAGGGAUGCCAAAUUUACUUCAAGCUUUUGGGCAUCCCUUAUGGAAUUAUUGGAUGUGAGGAUAAGAAUGAGUACGGCUUUCCACCCUCAGACCGAUGGGCAAACAGAGCGAGUCAACCAAACCCUCGAGCACUACUUACGAGCGUUUUGUAACUACGAGCAAGAUGAUUGGGCAGAGCUACUCCCGUUGGCGGAGUAUGCUUACAACAACUCGGUUACCACCGCCACGGGCCAAUCUCCGUUCUAUACCAAUUACAGUUACAACCCAAGAACCAACUGGCCGACGGAAGCCGAAGUGGUCAACCCAACCAGUGACCUGUAUGCUCACUUCAUUCGAGGAGUUCACAAUUCAGCUCUCGCUCGUUUAAUAGAUACCAGGGAGAAGAUGGGGAAAUACUACGAUCGGAAAAGGGACGAACCGCCGAACUUUAAGAUAGGCGACAUGGUCAUGCUCAAUGCGGCCAAUAUCAAGACACGUCGCUCCACCAAGAAGCUCGAUCAUAAGAAACUCGGUCCGUUCAAAAUUAUCCGACUAGCUGGGAAACGAGCCUGUGAAUUGGAACUGCCACCACAAGUCAAAAUCCAUAACGUGUUCCACAUCGAACUCUUGGAACGUUAUCGACAAAGCAGUAUCCCAGGCCGUGAACAACGUCCCCCGACUCCCGAAGAGGUUGAUAAGGAAGGAGAAGUUCUUUAUGAAGUAGAAAGUAUUGUGGGAAGCCGGAAGAGCAGAAGAGGAUUAGUGGAAUACCUGGUGAAAUGGCGGGGCUAUUCGAUGAGCGACUGUACUUACCAAGUCAUGGACGUUAUGAACAAAGACGUACUUGAUCUAGUCCGCGACUUUCAUCGAAGGAACCCCAAGGCCGUGAAGGACCAACGCCUGAGACUAUAG